Messenger RNA from Apodemus sylvaticus (European woodmouse), 4077 nucleotides. RefSeq names its product cryptochrome circadian regulator 2 (gene Cry2). Bases 37 to 1815 code for a protein of 592 amino acids. Gene Ontology annotation, biological process: negative regulation of DNA-templated transcription; entrainment of circadian clock by photoperiod; circadian regulation of gene expression. The transcript has 12 exons. Gene Ontology annotation, molecular function: FAD binding; DNA binding. Lineage: Eukaryota; Metazoa; Chordata; Mammalia; Rodentia; Muridae. Gene Ontology annotation, cellular component: cytoplasm; nucleus. The record is from RefSeq and is a predicted model, not a curated record.
GGCGGAGCGGCAGACCGAGACCCAGUCCGGGAGGCGAUGGCGGCGGCUGCAGUGGUGGCAGCGACGAUCCCCACGCAGUCGAUGGGUGCGGACGGCGCGUCCUCGGUGCACUGGUUCCGCAAAGGACUACGGCUCCACGACAACCCCGCGCUGCUAGCUGCCGUGCGCGGGGCGCGCUGCGUGCGCUGCGUCUACAUCCUCGACCCGUGGUUCGCGGCCUCCUCGUCCGUGGGCAUCAACCGAUGGAGGUUCCUACUGCAAUCUCUAGAAGAUCUGGAUACAAGCUUAAGAAAGCUGAAUUCCCGUCUGUUUGUUGUCCGGGGACAGCCAGCUGAUGUGUUCCCAAGGCUGUUCAAGGAGUGGGGGGUGACCCGCCUGACCUUUGAAUAUGACUCUGAACCCUUUGGGAAAGAACGGGAUGCAGCUAUCAUGAAGAUGGCCAAGGAGGCUGGUGUGGAGGUGGUGACGGAGAACUCUCACACCCUCUAUGACCUAGACAGAAUCAUCGAACUGAAUGGGCAGAAACCACCUCUUACCUACAAGCGCUUUCAGGCCCUCAUCAGCCGUAUGGAGCUGCCCAAGAAGCCAGUGGUGGCUGUGAGCAGCCAGCAGAUGGAGAGCUGCAGGGCUGACAUCCAGGAGAACCACGACGACACCUAUGGCGUGCCUUCCCUAGAGGAACUGGGAUUCCCCACGGAAGGACUUGGCCCAGCUGUUUGGCAAGGAGGAGAGACAGAAGCUCUGGCCCGCCUGGACAAGCACUUGGAACGGAAGGCCUGGGUUGCCAACUAUGAGAGACCUCGGAUGAAUGCCAAUUCCUUGCUGGCCAGCCCCACAGGCCUCAGCCCCUACCUGCGCUUUGGAUGCCUCUCCUGCCGCCUCUUCUACUACCGCCUGUGGGACUUGUACAAGAAGGUAAAGAGGAACAGCACACCUCCCCUCUCCUUAUUUGGACAACUCCUGUGGCGGGAAUUCUUCUACACAGCGGCCACCAACAACCCCAGGUUUGACCGAAUGGAGGGGAACCCCAUCUGCAUCCAGAUCCCCUGGGACCGCAACCCCGAAGCCCUAGCCAAGUGGGCCGAGGGCAAGACAGGCUUCCCUUGGAUUGACGCCAUCAUGACCCAACUGAGGCAGGAGGGCUGGAUCCACCACCUGGCCCGGCACGCCGUGGCCUGCUUCCUCACCCGCGGGGACCUCUGGGUCAGCUGGGAGAGCGGGGUCCGGGUAUUUGACGAGCUGCUCCUGGAUGCAGAUUUCAGCGUGAACGCAGGCAGCUGGAUGUGGCUGUCCUGCAGUGCUUUCUUCCAACAGUUCUUCCACUGCUAUUGCCCUGUGGGCUUCGGCCGGCGCACAGACCCCAGUGGGGACUACAUCCGGCGAUACCUGCCCAAGUUGAAAGGGUUCCCCUCUCGAUACAUCUAUGAGCCCUGGAAUGCCCCAGAGUCGGUUCAGAAGGCCGCCAAGUGCAUCAUUGGUGUGGACUACCCACGGCCCAUCGUCAAUCAUGCAGAGACUAGUCGGCUCAACAUUGAGCGAAUGAAGCAGAUCUACCAACAGCUGUCGCGAUACCGGGGACUCUGUCUGCUGGCAUCUGUCCCUUCCUGUGUGGAAGACCUCAGUCACCCUGUGGCAGAGCCUGGAUCUAGCCAGGCUGGGAGCAUCAGCAAUACAGGCCCCAGACCACUGUCCAGUGGCCCAGCUUCUCCUAAACGCAAGCUGGAGGCAGCUGAGGAACCGCCCGGUGAAGAACUGAGCAAGCGGGCUAGAGUGACAGAGAUGCCUGCCCAAGAGCCUCCCAGCAAGGACUCCUGAGACUGGAGAGCCAUCGCUCCGUGAGCAAAGCCCGGGUGCCAGAGCUGCCACAGGACAGCACAACCUACAGAGAAGCCAGUCAGCAACAGAUGGAGCGAGCGUGCGUGUGCGUGUGUGUGUGUGUGUGUGUGUGUGUGUGUGUGUGUGUGUGUGUGUGUGUGUGUAGAGGAAGGUGUACCAUUUGCGUGUGCAUGCAUCUGUUUACACUCAUGACCCUGAACGUCGCUGGGCUGGAGGAGUCCCUAGAUCAUGCCUUCUUUCCAGGGCUGCUUCCUGACCUCCAGACAUAAGACUAGAAGCCACAGCAGUGGCCGUCAGCCCAGAUCUGUCCCUGGGAGCCCCCUUCCUUGUCCCAGUAGGGUGGUUGGACCCUAGCUGGAAUUCUGGUCUGCCUCCGCAGACUUCUUCCCUCCACCUUCCAGAGCUUUUCUCUGUGUAGCCCUGGCUGUCCUGGAACUCACUCUGUAGACCAGGCUGGCCUCCAACUCAGAAAUCCACCUGCCUCUGCCUCCCAAGUGCUGGGAUUACAGGCGAGGACCACAUUUUUUGACUCUUAUCUAAAGCAUGGAGUUUCUGAGGCAGCCAGAGUCCUGCUGACUUAGUUCCCACCUUCUGACACUAGAACCUGAGCAGGCUGGAGUAGAUGUGUCCCGUCCAGUCUUAAACAGCCUGGCCAGGCUUGUAAAUCCCAUGCCACUAGCAGGCUUCCCCAAUGUCUAAGACUACAGACUGGUGGUGUGUGCCCGGUACUGCUUAUGUCUGCCUCAGGCAGCAUAUCCGUCUUUGUAGAACCUUCUAGAAGCCAAGUGGGGAAUAGACUCCCAGUCUUCUGUCCCUUCCCCGGCAGCUAAGGCCCAGGCUCAGCCUUCUACAAUCUGUGGAGGGGCUAGGGUCUGAGCUGGUGGAAGAAACCCAUACCCUUUGGCUGAAGGGCCCCUGGUUCCUCUGGCCAUACUCCUGACACCACAUGCUCCAGCGAGUACUACUGAUACCGAGCCAGGCACGCUGGGCAGUCUGCUCUGCAGGCUUCGACAGCUUACCCCAGACUAGUCCGCGUCUACACUGCAGUGUCUGCUGUCCAGGACUGACCUUCAGGGGACUCAGACAGAGAGACUGGGGGCUGGGCACUGCCUGGGGUCGUUGGCAAAAGGUCAGAGAUCACAGCUGGCACACCCACCCCUUUGCAGAGCAGCAGUGGAAGGUUUGGCCUAGAGAAGUCAGGCCUUGGUUUCCAGGGAGCCAACUCCUGCCCACUGCUGGGUCAUAUGGAGAAGUUAGGAAAAGAAGGAUCUGGGGACACCCAAGCAAGUCUUCCUUCCACCCCGUGGCCUGCACUUGAGCCACAGUGUGUGUGUGUGUCUAUGUGUGUGUCUGUGUGUGUGUCUGUGUGUGUGUCUCUGUGUGUUCGUUCCUAUUUGGAUUUUUGUUCUCACAUGUAACAUUAAGCUGGCCUCUGGGCCUUUUCCUCUCUACCUCCCCUGUGACCUUUCCUAGCCUCAGAGUUGUUAAUGCCCUUGGCCCUGGCUUUUAUCUCGUCAGACCAGAACCCUGGGGUCAGGUUCCCCUCCCCAGCUGUCUAGCACAUCUGACAGGCUUCUUUCUGAGAUGGCCUCAGGUUUUCUCAGCAGAGAGCUGCCUUUAGUCCGACUGUCCAUGUCCAUCAUUCUCACCCGAGCAUCCUACAAUCAUGUGAAGAAACAGGGCACCUGUGAUGUCUGUGUCCAGAGCCCUGGGGUGUGGCCUCCCUGCUCCCCAGCCCCAGGCCGAGAGGAAAGAGCCAACGCAUCUUGCUGGAGGGAGGCAGAGUGAGCCUGGAGACCCGGUCUUGGGAGCAGAGGCUACUUCUGGGUCCAGGAUUUCGUUUGCAACAUCAUCAACUAUGGGGACAAUGGCCUUCUCUGCUCUUUUGAUGAUGGCUCUCUCCCCAAGGUACAAGUUGGCAAGAUCAUCUGUCCUUCCACCUCCUUGACAUGUUGACCCAGUCCCAGGACAGCCUUCCAGUGGAUGGAGCAGUCUACCCCCACAACUGUGGGGUAGCCUGGAGCCCUGGGGUGACGUCAUGCCUCUUUUUGCCUAGCCUGAGUGGCCCUGAGGACUAUCACAGAAUAGUGCCCCAUGUCCUGCUCCUGGGACCUAGCAUGGGGAAGAGUUGGUUGCAGGCAAAAAGCACUUUACAGAGUUCCCUAUUGCUGGGAAGGUUGUGUUUCUCCCACAGUUUGUUUAUGAAUAUUACCUGUUUUAUAAAUGUCUGAUCCUGUCUGA